UGACAAGCAAACAGAAUAAAAAAUCAAACUGUUUAUGAAAUGGGACGUCACUUUUCUCUUCCAUGAAUACAAUAAAAUUUCACAAACAGAGCUUUCAGUGGUUUGUUAUGUGUUUAUAAUAUAUCAAACUGUUAAAUUUAGUUAGUGUUAAAAUAAAAUGGCAGAUUUUGAUGCAAUUUAUCCAGACGAGACGGAGAGCGAGGAGAAUAUAGAGGAGACACAUGUGACGUUAGUUCCUGAUCCCAUCGUCAUUCGAGGAGCUGGUAACAUGACAGUUUUUGGUCUCAGCAACCGGUUCAACACAGAGUUCCCCUCCGGACUACAAUCCCGCGUGGCACCUGAGGAGUACCAGGCGACGGUAGCGCGGAUCAACAGUGUUUUGAAGAAAACAUUACCUGUCAAUGUCAAGUGGCUAUUCUGUGGGUGCGUUUGCUGCUGCUGCACUUUAGGAUGCUCUCUCUGGCCAGUCAUAUGCCUUAGUAAAAGGACACAACAUUCUUUGAAUAAAUUGUUAGAAUGGGAAAACAGUCGACUUUACAAUAAGCUGGGUCUUCGCUGGCGCCUCACAAAGCAGCACUGCGACUCAUCUUCCAUGAUGGAGUAUGUACUUCUUAUAGAGUUCAUCCCUAAAAUACCAAUAUACCGGCCGGAUUAAAUAGCCAAUGCUACUGGCUUGUACAAUUUGUAAAUAUAAAAAAACACGCAUCCGCCAUCAUAUCGAUCGAAACUUACGUAUAUAUCCAUGUUACCCUGUUAUGUAUGAACUAAAGUAGAAAAUAUUUAUGUAGAUUUUGCACUACAAACUCGUCUUACAGUGUUUACUAAUUAAUUGAACUUACAAAUUAAUCAUUCUACAAUAUAAAAGUUUAACAUCUAUCCAAUCGUUUAGGUUAUGCUAUCAAUUAAAUUUACAUAAUACAUCUUUAUUAUUAUAUUUGAACAGAUUGGAUGCAGAGUCAAAACAGGCAAGGUGUAGCUUGUUGUCAAGUAAAAUAAUUAAAUUUUGCUAGCUAUGUGUAAAUAAUAAAAAAUGUUCUAAUAUUGACAAAUAAGUGGUGUUAUUCGCUUUUUGUGUAUAGUUGCCACAUUAUGAAAUUUGCAAGCUUAGUUUGUUUAAGAAAGCGAUGUUAACUUAAUGUGUAAAAUUAUCUCUAAGGUUACUCAAAAUGAUCUAACGGUGAUGGUACUCUGGAAAACAUGUUAUAUUUGUAUUGUAAUACUAUCAACUAUUUAAUUAGAUAUGACCAGUUUUUCCAGUAGAAUGUUGAACAUCUGUAGAUGCAAUCAAAAUGUAUUGGAGAUAAUUUUUGCUAAUGUCGGUGUAUUUUUAUAAAACCUGGUGAAUCUUUAAUAUUUUAAAAGUCACUUCUAUUAAAAACAAUUUUGUAUCAAAUAUAUAAUAAUAGUAAAAUACUUGAUACAAAAUUGAUUUUUUUACUAUUAUUACUAAUACUAUAUACGACAUAUUUUGGCAGAGUAUAAUGUACGUACAUCAUAAGUUGUAAGAAUUGCAGUUGGAUACCGCCUGUUUGGUGCUGGCACGGAAUGUUUUGAUAUUUACCGAAUUCAUGAUUAUUUGGUCGUCUGGCCAAAGAUUUAUAACAAUCGAAUUUAAUUUUGCAAUAUUUCCUCUAGAUCUAGGUUCCCAAGUUAGACAUUACUUAAGAUACCUUUUAUCUGAUAGUUAUGUUUACAUUUUUUUCUUGAUUAAUACCUAACUACGGUUCCUAAAGCUAUAUGUAUAUGUAUAUACAUUUAUAGAUCUUAAAUUUGUACAAAGUGUAAUUUCUUUAGAAAAAAUAUUAGUUUUACUUAAUAAAUUUUAUUAGUUUCUAAAGAUUUUUGAUUAUGUUACAAUAUGAACUGUUUCAAACCGGUAAAUGACUUAACACUAGUUUCGUUAUGUGUUUGUCCGUGAACGAUCACUAAACACUGACAUGUGAUACAUGUUCACUCAUUUUUAUUGCACUUGUAAAUAACUCUCAAAUUCAUUCUAAUCUCCUUUACUGUUCUGGAAAUAUUAUUAUAAAAAUAGAUUGAACAGCUAUCUAAGUAACAUGUUUAUGAUUUGUACCUGAAUGUCUUGAAGGGGAAAUUAGUAUGGGACGCCAUAGGCAAGACAGAAAUUGUUAGACAAACAUUGUGUUAGGGAAAUGUUCGGUACUGUGUUAUUAUAGUUAAUUAGUGGAGUAUAUAUAUUGUUGUAUGUAUUCUACAUUAGAAGCCUCGCCCUCUUUUCCCUUUUCAACAUGUUGUGGAUGAGAAGUUUUCACGAACUCCAAACUGAUUUUCGCCAUUUACGCAUAUCUCAAAAUAUACAAUUUUAUGUUUGGUAUUUCUUAUGCACUGGCAAUGGUAAAGUCUUGCCAUCAACAAGUUAUGAACUGUUUUGUUCAAAGCAACGGUUGAAAAGCGAACAGGGUAUGUUGACAUUAAGUUGUAAUCUAAGGAAUUGUAAAUAUUUUAUGUACCUAUAGAUUAUUUUUGUUCAAAUAUUAAAUCUCACUAAUGUGAAGAAAAUAUACUUACAUGUUUUAUUGUAAUGGUCACUGAUCGACAUGCCCAAGGUGUGUACUAAAUAAAAAAAUGUGUAUAUUUCA
Molecule: messenger RNA, 2600 nt
Organism: Plodia interpunctella (Indianmeal moth)
Lineage: Eukaryota; Metazoa; Arthropoda; Insecta; Lepidoptera; Pyralidae
Exons: 3
Coding region: 158-655 (165 amino acids)
Source: RefSeq, a predicted model, not a curated record